AUUUGCUUUGCUUGCGUGCGGUUCGGAGAAAGCGAGAAAAUUGUAACGGAAAUUAUUAUUUUUUCUUAUUUCAAGUAUCUUGACACACAUAGUAUUGGCCUAUGCAAAUAUACGCAUGUGACCAAAGCGUAAGAUACCAACAGGUUAAAAAUAUUGAAAUAAUAAAUAAAAAUUUUAUAAUAUGUGAAACUGUUGUGUUUCUUGAAAACCAAUGCACCAGCUGUUUACAGAAAAUUAAAAAAAAAAAAAAAUUUCAUUGAUAUUGUAUAAUAAUAACUGCUACAAAAGCACACACGGCGUAUGAGUAACGUUGCUGUUUGAAAAAGUGUUUCAAAUAAAAAGGACGAUUUCGAAGAGCAUCACAUAUGUACAUAUAUACAUAUAUAUUUGAAUACAACCGGAGAACAUCAGUGUGCGCGAGGUUCGGAUUGCCAACGGCCAAGCGUUCAAUGCGAUACAUAUAAGCAUAAUUAUUGCAGUGAGGCCUAGAAAGUUUAUGUGAUUUGCGAAAAGAAAACUCACACCGCACUUUGCGUUAAUUGCGGAAAAGCGAUUUGUUUUGGCGACUGUGUGCGUGUGUGGGCAUGUACGUGUAGGUGUACGUAUGUGCUGAAAUCAGAGCCAUUUGUGUGCCGCGCACGUUGUGAUAGUCGUUCGAAACUUUAUGAAAAUUGUAUGAGCAGCAAUAACAAUAACAGCCAUCAACAGCAACAGCAGCUGGAGCGGAGCAUUCCGAAAAGAUGUCGACAGCUAAAUGGUUUUGGCGAUUGGCGUUGAGCAUUCUAGUUUUGCUAGUCACCAGCUCAGCGGCUAAUGAACCAACCGGAUAUUUUCGUGAGGUCUGCAAAUAUCGCAAGGGGAAAUUGCUAAGACCUGUAACCGAAUACCGACAACGUCUGCAUGCGUUGCGUGAACAGAUGAAAAUUCGUUCAUCGCUGCGUGGUCUCGAGAUCGAUGCAUAUAUAUUACCACCCUACGAUGAGCAUUUGAAUCAGGAAAUGACCGAAAGUGACAAACGCGUACAAUAUCUUACUGGUUUUACGGGUAUUGGAGCUUUUGCUGUCGUUACGGCGCGUUCGGCGGCGCUCUGGGUAGACAAUCGCUAUGUGCAGCAAGCUGAUGCGGAAAUCGACUGUGAAUGGGAGCUUUAUCGGAUGAACGACACUGUAACGAUAACGGCUUGGCUUUCGGCUAAAUUGUAUGCAAAUCAGCGCGUUGGCGCCGAUCCACAUCUUGUGCCACACUAUUUGUGGAUGCGUUGGGAGCGCGAGCUGGGUAAUCGGCUACUAGUGCUUAGCCGCAUAAAUAACAAUUUGCUGGACAUGAUAUGGGUGGAUCGUCCGCCAGCAUCAAAUUUCACAAUACGCGUACAAGAACUACAGUUCGCCGGCGACAAGUGGGAGGUUAAAGUGGACGAGUUGAGAAUGAAAUUGCAGAAAUUUAGUUGUAAUGCCAUCAUAGUUACAUCACUCACCGAGAUAGCCUACUUGCUGAAUAUACGUGGACUGGACUUGCCAUAUACGCCGGUGGUGAAGUCCUACCUCAUAGUGAGCCACGAUGAAAUCUUUUUCUACGUUGACCAUAGUAAGAUGACUCAGGGCAUUGAUUUUCAUUUGCGUACAGACUGCUACAACGAACGUUGUGUGAAAAUUAGGGAAUACUACAAAGUGUGGAGUGAUCUGCGCACCUAUGCGCAAAUUUGGAAACGUGUAUUGGUACCAGCUCCAUGUGUGAAUGAAGAAGGUGCGUCUGAAGCCGUCUUCGCGGCAUUGCCAAGUAAUAUAGUUUACAUAGAGGCUUCGCCCAUAAUAUUUAUGCGCGCGCAAAAAACUCCCGAAGAGCAGCGUGGUAUGCAUGAGGCGCAUGUGCGUGAUGCCGCAGCCAUAUGUGAAGCCAUGAGCAUUUUGGAAAACCGAUUUUUCAUCGAGCAAUGGACCGAGGAGAAGGUGAAAUAUGAGAUCGAUCGUUCGCGGCUCUCGCAGAAUAAUGCACGUGGUCUUUCGAAGCGCAGUGUUGUAGCUUUCGGCGAACAUUCCGCAUUACCGUACUACAUUUCUAGCAAUGUUACCGAUAUCGAAGUGACCGAUCAGAGUUUGCUGGUCAUUGAAUCGGGUGGCCAAUAUUACGAAGGUACAACCGAUGUAUCGCGUACGUUUAUUUUCGGUGAACCGACGACAGAUAUGAAACGCGCCUAUACAAAUGUGUUGGCGGGCAUGUUGGUGCUGGCAAAGCUACGGUUUCCCUCCAAUUUACGUGCAUCCGGUUUGGAUGUAUUGGUGCGACGUUUGGAGUGGGAAAAUAUGGUGGAUUAUCCACAGACGACGGGUAGCGGUAUAGGCGCCUACGGAGCGGUUAAGGAGCCCCCAAUUUCUAUAGCCUACGGCGAGGAAGGCUCUCAUCGUUUUCUGGAGGGAUAUUUCUUUUCAAGCGAGGCUGGUUUCUAUCGGCCUGGUGAGUUUGGUGUACGCCUGAAAAAUGUGCUAGAAGUAGUCGAUACAGGCAAGACGCAUCCGAAUGGCAUGAAAUUUCUGGAAUUUCGCCAAGUAACUUUGGUACCCUUCGAGCCAAAGUUAAUCGAUCCUACGCUUUUAAAUGCAAUGGAGAAACGCUAUCUCAACGAGUACAACGCGAAAGUGCGCGAAUUUGUUGGUGGCGAGUUGAAACGUCAGGGUAACAUGCAGGCCUUCCACUGGAUGAUGAAUAAGACCCGUCACAUACGCGAAUAUCUGCCGGAAGAGGAUUAUCGUGCGGCGCGUGGUUCGGGCAAUCGCACGCGUAGUUUUCUCACGGUAACAAUUCCAGCGCUGUUGUUGGGUUUAACCGUUUUUUGCAGUUUUUUGAAAUGGUUGCUUUAGUGAAAAGUUGAAAUAUUAGUCGAUUAUAAAUAUAACUACUUAACUGAAAUUUACUAGUAUUGUAGGAAAAAUAGAAAUAAAUACUAAUUAUAUGUGUCAUUAAGGCUAAACUAAUUGACUUUAGCUAAAUUAUAGUGUUUACCGAUGCACAAUUUAAAUAUUAAUCGGAAAUGAUGUGCCUAAUUCGCACUGUGUAUUAGUUUUAAGGAUGUAAAUAAUGUGUAUGUGCCUGUAAGUGCCCAAUUCAAGAUGUGAAUUCAAACUGAAUGUAUUAUUUUUUGUAAUAAAAAAACUAAUUCAAUUAAAAGCUCGAA
Molecule: messenger RNA, 3169 nt
Organism: Bactrocera oleae (olive fruit fly)
Lineage: Eukaryota; Metazoa; Arthropoda; Insecta; Diptera; Tephritidae
Source: RefSeq, a predicted model, not a curated record